GACAGGGGCGUUUGGAGUACAAACAUUGUAAAUUAAUUCCGAAAUACCCAGAAAAUCAACCAAAAUCCCUCGAGAGCAUCGUCGCGCGCGUUGUCCUCGCUGCUAUUCAUCAACUCCCACUCAAAACAUCGACAAAACCAUGCCAGUGCACUCGAAACAUAUCCCUAACUAUCCCGAGCCCCUCCCCAACUACACUGAGGAAGAACUCCAGGCCACGUCAAACGAAAGGUUCAGAGAGUGGCACGCAACUUUUCGCCAGCACUGUGCAAAUGCCGACGACUACUGGAAUGCUGUUUUUGUUGCCGGAUACGACGAGAUGGCCGCAGCGAUCGUGAGGGCUUUCCUGAUAGUCUCAGUCGGAGAUCAGGCCAACACCGUGACAACUAUUUCCUUACCUCUGCUCGUCUCCUCAGAGCGGCUUGUGCUCCGCAUCCCCUCACUCUCAACCAGGAAAUGGAUGCACGGGAACUUGAGGAUGGACAACCAGGACACCGGUACAGCACCCCACUUUCCCAAGCCCAUCUCUGGAACCCUCCCGGAGGCUAAGAACGACAAUCAACAAUUUCAUCGAGGUAUAGUUCGGGCUCUCGAGAAGGAGCUGUCUGAGGUUCUCUUUGACAUCUUCAUUGAGUGCAGCUGGACAUCUGCAGAGCUCACGAGCUGAUGCAAGCGAUCCCUUUUCAUCGAUGCUGUUGAACCAUCGGGAUAUACUCUUCUCAGACACGUUGAGAAUGCGAGCGACCUCCUCGUGUUCGUGGCCUUGCGCUAUAAGGCACAAUGCACGAAUCUUGAUAUCUUCACUAGUUGUUCGGUAGACCAUAGUGCUAUUGUUUCGAUUUGAGAGGAUAAUGAGGUGUUAUGGCCGUCAGACGGCGGACGACGUUUCACG
Messenger RNA from Coniophora puteana RWD-64-598 SS2, 889 nucleotides. RefSeq lists its product as uncharacterized. The transcript is spliced from 2 exons. The coding region runs from base 140 to 664 and encodes 174 amino acids. The record is from RefSeq and is a predicted model, not a curated record. NCBI's taxonomy places the organism in Eukaryota, Fungi, Basidiomycota, Agaricomycetes, Boletales, Coniophoraceae.